AGUACGUCUUGAAAUAGCAAAGCUACCGGACACAAAAUGAAGUACACAAUUGUUAUUUUUUUUCUGAUGAGUUUUCUUCUCGUUCAGAGUGCGCCAUUACCAGAACAAACUAUGCAGGAAAAAGCACAAGAGGCUUUUGAUAGAUUCAAGGACCGAGCGCAAGAGGUCAUAGAGUAUGCUCAAGAGACUGCAGGCAAAGCUAUUGAAUCAGCUCGAAAUAAAUUGCAAGAACUUAUGGACUCGGCUCAAGAAACAGCCAAACAGGGUAUGGAAAAUGGUCAAGAAUUGUUUGAUUCUGGACGCUCAUUUAUUGCCGGUUUCAAAAAUACUACUGAUGAAUUGGACAAACAUAUGUUGUAAAUUUAAUAUAUUUUUUUAACUUUGUUAUU
Molecule: messenger RNA, 389 nt
Organism: Microplitis demolitor
Lineage: Eukaryota; Metazoa; Arthropoda; Insecta; Hymenoptera; Braconidae
Exons: 2
Coding region: 37-360 (107 amino acids)
Source: RefSeq, a predicted model, not a curated record